This is a messenger RNA of Lecanosticta acicola, 1692 nucleotides long. NCBI's taxonomy places the organism in Eukaryota, Fungi, Ascomycota, Dothideomycetes, Mycosphaerellales, Mycosphaerellaceae. The record is from the annotation of a GenBank genome assembly.
AUGAGCGCCUCACGUGCGUUGACAUCGCUCUCGCGAGCCGCACCCAGGACUCUCCGUAAGACGAACCUCAGGACCCGAUUUGCGGUGCAGCCGCAGCGAGGGAUAUCAAGCAAUACGAACAGACCAGCCCAAGCUUACGCUCAAAAGCCGAUUGAAGACGACACACCGGCUGGCUCUUCAUUGUCUAAUCCGCAACUGUCGUUGCCAUGUCUGGACAAAGCAGAAGACCGAACGAGGCGAUUGACCAACCAACGAUCCAAGUCGAGCUCCGAGACUGCCCUAAGCCAGCAACAACUGGCGUUUCCGUGCCUGGACAACAUUGAAGACAGAACGAGGAGGUUGAAUAAGAAGCGUUCUCAGUCAGGUCCAGAGCCGUCAUACACAGCUGGUGCGACUGAGCUUUAUCACUCUCCAGAGCCCUUUCUGCUUGACUGGGGAGGAGUCUUGCCUUCCUUCGAUAUUGCCUGGGAGGCCUGGGGUACAUUGAAUGCAGACAAGAGUAAUGCGAUCUUGCUACACACCGGCUUGUCAGCCAGUAGUCAUGCACGGAGUACAGAAGCCAACCCAAAGCCGGGCUGGUGGGAGAAGUUCAUUGGCCCCGGGGCGCCUUUGGACACCAACAAGUACUUCGUGAUUUGUACGAACGUGUUAGGUGGAUGCUAUGGAAGUACAGGUCCGAGUAGCAUCGACCCACUCAGCGGAAACCAUUACGGAACUAGUUUCCCAAUCUUGACUAUGUCGGACAUGGUGCGAGCCCAGUUUCGCCUUCUCGAUUCGAUGGGCAUUGAAAAGUUGUAUGCGAGCGUUGGGUGUAGUAUGGGAGGCAUGCAGAGCUUGGCUGCCGGUAUUAUCGACACAAAGCGUGUGGGGCGGAUUGUAUCUGUCUCGGGAUGUGCAAGAAGCCAUCCUUACAGCAUUGCGAUGCGACACACUCAACGCCAAGUCUUGAUGAAUGACCCGAACUGGUCAAAGACACGCGGCAAUUACUACGAAAGCAUACCUCCGCACACUGGCAUGAAACUUGCUCGACAAAUUGCAACCAUCACCUAUCGCUCUGGGCCAGAAUGGGAAAAGAGAUUCGGCAGACAGCGUGCAGAUGCCAGCAAGCCGCCUGCUCUGUGCCCUGAUUUCCUGAUCGAGACAUACUUGGAUCACGCGGGAGAGAAAUGGUGUCUGGAGUACGAUGCUAACAGCCUGCUCUACGUUAGCAAAGCAAUGGACCUCUUUGAUCUCGGCGCGGAGCUACAACAAUCGACUGCGGAAAGGAGACAAUCCAAUGCUGCCAAGCUACAGGGCGCAUUCUUGGAUCAAGCGAGCCAAGACCGCUGCACACUGUCACUCCCAGACGUGCCAUACGAAGAACAAGAUGCCUCGUCGGAAGACCUCAUGGAGUCAUCCGCCGCCUCUACCUCCGACUCCUCGAAACCCAAUCUCGGCGAACAAGGCCCGCCUGAGGACUUGGUCAAUGGUCUCAUGCCGCUGAGAGACAUUCCGACUCUCGUCUUGGGUGUCGCAUCUGACAUUCUGUUCCCAGCGUGGCAGCAACGGGAGAUUGCAGAGGCUUUGCGCAAAGUCGGCAACAGGAGUGUGACGCAUUAUGAGCUUGGGGAGGACCGUUCGCUGUUUGGUCAUGAUACUUUUCUACUGGAUCUAGAAGGCGUUGGCGGAGAAAUCAAGCGCUUUCUAGGCUGA